This is a messenger RNA of Aspergillus lentulus, 993 nucleotides long. RefSeq names its product glycosyltransferase family 90 protein. Lineage: Eukaryota; Fungi; Ascomycota; Eurotiomycetes; Eurotiales; Aspergillaceae. The record is from RefSeq and is a predicted model, not a curated record.
AUGACAAACUAUUCUAAGAGACCUGUCUGGGAUGCAUUGAUCAAACCGUGUCCGUCGGAGGAAAGAAAAAAAUCCGACAGACCGAAGGUGCAAACGUUUGGUCUCCCGUUUGUGACUGACCGUCACUCCACAAUAGACCUAUGCCGCCAUCCCGAGUACCGUGAAGCACACGGACUGUUGAUGAGCCCUACAUCAUUCCCCUUGAUUGAAGGUCUGGCUCCUAUACUGUCCACCGGCUCGCUUUCGACAAUGGGAGAUAUUCUGUACCCUAGCCCUGCCUAUCUUGAGCCGGAAUUUGAAUAUGUAGAAGCCAAGGACAUGAGCUGGGACUCCAAACACAACAAUCUCUACUGGACCGGCUCAACCACCGGUGGCUUUGCGGCGAAUGAUGACUGGCAAAGCUUCCACCGACAGCGUUAUGUCAAGCUGGCACAGAAUUUGGGAAACGGUCCCCAUUCCUACCUUCGGGAAGGCGCAGGCCUGGUCAACCUAGUGAAAUCGUCCUUCCUUAACAGCAGACUAUUCGACGUUGCCUUUACCCGAAUCCUCCAAUGCGAGAGACGCUAUUGCCGUGACCAACGAGCCCUCUUCCGAAUCAAAUCCUGGGCCGACAAGGACGAAGCCUUGCAUUCGCGUCUGGUGUUUGACAUCGACGGCAAUGGCAUCAGUGGCCGGUACUACAAGCUGCUUGCGUCGAGGUCCGCGCCGCUCAAACAGACGCUUCUACGAGAAUGGCACGAUGACCGUCUAAUGCCGUGGGUUCAUUACAUUCCCGUUAGUCAAAGCAUGGAGGAGCUGCCUGAAAUGGUCAUGUAUUUCACCUCUGAGGCCGGGAAGAAACGAGCCCGGGAGAUUGCGGAGCAGGGGCGGGAAUGGUUCUCAAAUGCCUUUCGUAAAGAGGAUCUGACUAUCUAUAUGUAUCGGCUUUUCCUUGAGCUGGCGAGACUCCAAGAUCCAACGAGGCCUGCAAACGAGAGCUCAACCAGGACUUAG